Molecule: messenger RNA, 384 nt
Organism: Heterotrigona itama
Lineage: Eukaryota; Metazoa; Arthropoda; Insecta; Hymenoptera; Apidae
Source: the annotation of a GenBank genome assembly
UUCGUCGCAGCAAUUUUGGUCCUGUCGAUUUUAUUCGACGAGGAAGUCGAAGCUGACGGUCACGCGCACUCUUUCCAACAUUUCCACGGGCCUGUGAUAGGUGAUGCUCAAGAGGUGACUUGGAAAGACAAGCACGGUCACCACCAUCACGAUUACGUGGCACAUCCUCACUACGAGUUCUCGUACGGCGUCGAGGACCAUCACACCGGCGACUAUCAUGGCCAAAAAGAACAUAGAGACGGCAAAGAAGUGGUCGGCGAGUACACAAUAAAAGAGCCCGGCGGUAAUGUUCGUACGGUGAAAUAUCGCGCUGGAAAGGAUGGAUUUUUCGCUCACGUUAUCAACAGCAACGGCAACGACCACGACGGAGGGCACCGGCAUUAA